CAUCAUGAAAUCACACUCACAAUCACAACUUUGUAUCACCACCACCAACUCAAAAACACACAUUCUACCCCUCUCUCUAUCACACACACACACAAAUUAUACUGUUUUACAUCAAACCAAACGGAGCCCUCUGUUCAUCAUGCAACACGACGACAGGAAAAGCGGCAGCACUAGCGGCAAGGUGAAGAAGGGGUUUCUAGCCGUACAAGUUGGCUUAGAACAUGAUCAAGAAUUUCAUCUUCAUAAUAACAAUAAUAGUAAUAUUGAGUACUACAAUAGUACAAAAGAUGAGUUGCAAAAAUUUGUUAUUCCAAUAUGGUACUUGUACCACCCUCUAUUCAUUGGUCUUCUUGACCGCGCUAGAGAAGUUUACGGCUACCACGUCGACGGUCCUUUGCGGCUGCCUAUUCCCGUCGACGAUUUUAUUCAUCUCCGGUGGAUGAUCGAGAAGGAGAACCACCCUAGUAGUGGUGGUUCUUCACGGCGGGACGAUGACCACCACCAACACCACCACCAGUAUUCUUAUCAUGCGCCCUCAUUUCGCUCUUGUUAGCACUUAGCACGGAUUUUUUUAAUUUUUUUUUAAUUUAGAGUGUUAAUUAAAUUUGGGGUUAUUAAUGGUGGGAUAGGGUUGUUUUAAAUUAUUGGGUGGUUCAGGAAUACCACGUCAUCUACGAGAGAUUAGAGAAUGAUCAAACGAUCGAUAGGGAGGGGCGUCCUUUAUUAUUAUUAUAUUUUUAAAAGUGAUGCCUCUAUAAUACAUUAGUAUGUAAUCAGUAACAUAUUACCUUAUGAAAAGAUUAAUGAUUUAUUUUCUCCAAAA
Spinacia oleracea (spinach) is the source of this 823-nucleotide messenger RNA. RefSeq names its product auxin-responsive protein SAUR32. Gene Ontology annotation, biological process: response to auxin. The transcript has a single exon. The record is from RefSeq and is a predicted model, not a curated record. NCBI's taxonomy places the organism in Eukaryota, Viridiplantae, Streptophyta, Magnoliopsida, Caryophyllales, Amaranthaceae. The coding region runs from base 5 to 553 and encodes 182 amino acids.